UCCCGGUAUCUCCAAGCAUCUGGGUCUCUGUGGGCUUUUAGCUCUCUUAAGGACUCCAGUGAUUUAAUUAAGAUCCACCCUGGAUGGGCGGGGCCACAACUCUGUGGAAAUAAUCUAAGCCAAAGGUCCCGCUCCACACGAUUGGAUUAAAAGAUCAUGGCUCUUGAUUACUCAUGCCAGUGCCGUCAAGAUGGAGAAGUAUGCACGGGAGCUCUGCCCCUGGAGAAUUGUGGAUGACUGUGGUGGGGCCUUUAUGAUGGGUACCAUAGGCGGUGGUAUCUUUCAAGCUAUCAAAGGUUUUCGCAAUUCCCCAGUGGGAGUAAACCACAGACUACGAGGGAGUUUGACAGCUAUUAAAACCAGGGAGCCACAGUUCGGAGAUAGCUUUGCAGCUUGGGGAGGUCUGUUUUCCAUGAUUGACUGUGGUGUAGUUGAAGUCAGAGGGAAAGAAGAUUCCUGGAACUCCAUCACAAGCGGUGCCUUAACAGGAGCCAUACUGGCAGCAAGAAAUGGACCAGUGGCCAUGGUUGGGUCAGCUGCGAUGGGUGGCAUUCUAGCUUUAAUUGAAGCAGCUGGUAUCUUGUUGACAACAUUUGCCUCUACGCAGUUUCCCAGUGUUCCUCAGUUUACUGAAGACCCCUCCCAGUUGCCUUCAACUCAGUUACCAUCUUCACCUUUUGGAGUCUAUCGACAAUAUCAGUAGGACUGGUGCUCCAGAGUUUCUUUAACAGAAUGAGCUGUAUUUCAAGAAGGAUUUCAGAAGACCAAGUUACAGUCUGUUUUUAAAACCAGCAGUGAGACAACUAUGGCCAAAUAGGCUAUGAAGAGACAUUUAGCAGUCUUUUCCUUUUUAAAGGAACGUGGUGGGGAGAACAGUUUACUUUUAAAUACUUUUGUUUGUUCACUCUUGGAUUGCAUUUGUGAUCUAAAUAAAUGUCUGCUAUCAUAAAUAGGAAAUCCAAUAAGUACUUAGAAGAUGAAGGACCAAAGGGCCAAUAACAGUAAAAGUAGAAUAUGACUAUUAUUUCCUUGGGGACUUCUCUGCCUGGUUUUGUGUGUUCUGUUAUUCAAACAAUAAAAAACUUCUGGAACUUGCUCUUUCUUUUAAGAUAAGUUGUAGAGUUCUACUGUUUCAUCCUUGAAUAUUACCAGUAAUGCAAAGUCCAUUCAAAACUGCAUGUUUUAUAGUUAGUACCUCAUUUCACUUGAAGUGAAUUGUGUGUAAGAAGAAUUAAGCAGUCAACAUGAAUCAUUCCAGAGUAAAGUACUUUACUCUUUAAAGGAUGUGGUAAAAUAUUUAUCCUUUACUUUGAAAAUAAAAUACAUUAUGUCUUGAUGCUGAGUAUGUUGGCUACAAAGCUAUUACCUUUAGGGCUACUGUGCCUUGAUUCCUGAUCACCAGAAACCUCACCAGAAACAACUUGCUUCCAACAUACCCAAUCCUAUAUGAGAAGACUUCAAAGAGGAUACAGUUGUCACUGGAAAAGUUUGGUUUUUAUUGUUUGCUUGAAAAUAAAAUACAUGUUUUUAAUGUGUUCAAAAAACAAAAAACAAACAAAAAAAGAUCGUGGCUUUUCUGGGGUCCGUAACAGCUUCAAACCGGCACAAGGAAUGUAACAGGGUAUCAUUACAGAUCCUGUGGCCAUUAAAGAAACUCAACAGUGUAGAGGAAAUGGACCAAUAUUUAGAUAAAAUACCACAGUGAAACCAAGGUGAAAUAGAUAAUCUGAAUAUUCUAUAACCAUCGAAGAAUGUGAAUUUGUAAUUUAAAAGUUCCUGAGAAAGAAAUACUGAUUCAUUGGAAAAUUUUACCAAAGACGAGGUAACAAAUUUUGCACAAUCUCUUCCAAAAUGUAGAACUCAUUUUAUGAGACUAGAUUUAUCUCAUAUCAAAACCUAAUAGAGACAGUACAAGAAAUGAAAACCACAAACUAAUACCUCUCAUGAAUUAGAUACAAGAAUAUUCAACAAAAUAUUAACAAAUAAAAUCCAGCAAUAUAUAAAAGGAAUUAUAUCCAGAUCCAAGUAGGAUUUAUUCUAGGAAUGCAAAGCUGGUUCCACAUUCAAAAUUUAAUGUAACCUACCAUAUAAGAAACUCGAGAAGAAAAUUCAUAUGAUCAUAUUAAUUGAUAAAAAAGCAUGUGACAGAAUCUAACACCCAUUGAUUUUUUUUUUUAAACCCUCAGAAAACUAGGGAUUGAGGGGACUUUCUCAACCUCAUAAAGGGCACCUAUGAGAAAACAGCAGCCAACAUCAUAGUUAUUGGUGAAAGUCAAUCAUUUUCCCCCAAGUCAGGAACAAGGCAAGGCUGUCCAAUUUCACUACUUGUAUUAAACAGAGUACUGGAAGUUCACUAAGGCAAGAAAAGAAAAGAAAAUGCAUACAUAUUAGAAAGGAAGAAAGAACUCAGUCUUUAUUUGUAGGGGACUUGCAGGUCUACAUAGAAAAUCCUGAAGAAUGUACAAAAAAAUGGUUAGAACUAAUAAGUGAAUUCACCUGAGUCACAGGAUGCAAGAUCACUGAGCAAAACUCAAUUAUAUAUUAUAUACUAAUAAUGACAUGCGAAGUCUGAAAUUAAAAACUAUCAUUUACAGUCGCUUUAAAAAUGAAAUACAUAGUGUGAAUAUAAUGAAAUAUGUGCAGGACCUAUAUGCUGAAAAUUCUAACAUGCUGAAGAAGGAAGUCAAAGAAGACAAAUAAAUGUAGGAACAUACCAUGUUCAUGAAUUGGAAGACUUAACAUAGAAAAGAUGUCAAUUCUUUCCUUGCUGAUAUACAGGUUUAACACAAUUCCUGUUGAAAUCUCACCAAGACUUUGUAAACAAGGUUGUUCUAAAAAUUAUGAAAAGGUAAAAGAGGUAGAAUAGCUAAAACAAAUUUGAAAAAAGAACAAAAUGGGAGGAAUCAUUCUAUGUGAUUUCAAGUUUUAUAUAUCUAGCAUAUUUAAGGCUGUGUAGUAUUGGCAGAAGGAUGGACUCAUAGAUAUACUGACACAUAGAUCAAUAGAGGAUCCCAGAAAUAGACUCACAAAUGUGCUCAACUGAUUUUUUAACAAAGAUGCAAAACCAAUUCAAUGGAAGGAGAGCAUAUUCAGAAAAUGGUGCUGGAGUAAUUGGAUAUCCACAGGCAAAAAUGAACCUUGAGCUAAAUGUCACACCUAAUAUAAAAAUUAACUCAAUGUGGAUCAUAUUUAAAUGUAAAACUAUAAAAAUUUUAGAUGGAGACAUAGGAGAAAAUCUUCAGCAACUUCAGCUUUGAGAAGAAGACUUAGACCUGACACCAAAAGCAUGAUCCAUUAAAAAAAGACAAUCAAUUUGAUUUCAUCAAAAUGAAAAACCUUGCUCUGUGAAAGACCCCCGCAACGAGGAUGAAAUUAUAAGGUACGGACUAGACUGGGAGAAAAUAUUUGCAAACCAAAUGUUUUGGUUUGCUAAAGCUGCCAGAAUGCAGUAUACCAGAAAUGGUGUGGCUUGUG
Choloepus didactylus (southern two-toed sloth) is the source of this 3474-nucleotide messenger RNA. Its product is annotated as mitochondrial import inner membrane translocase subunit Tim17-A-like. Gene Ontology annotation, biological process: protein import into mitochondrial matrix. Gene Ontology annotation, cellular component: mitochondrial inner membrane; TIM23 mitochondrial import inner membrane translocase complex. Gene Ontology annotation, molecular function: transmembrane protein transporter activity. Lineage: Eukaryota; Metazoa; Chordata; Mammalia; Pilosa; Megalonychidae. The record is from RefSeq and is a predicted model, not a curated record. The coding region runs from base 191 to 703 and encodes 170 amino acids. The transcript has a single exon.